Molecule: messenger RNA, 2926 nt
Organism: Anoplopoma fimbria (sablefish)
Lineage: Eukaryota; Metazoa; Chordata; Actinopteri; Perciformes; Anoplopomatidae
Product: T-cell surface antigen CD2
Exons: 11
Coding region: 315-1391 (358 amino acids)
Source: RefSeq, a predicted model, not a curated record
CGAGCGCUCUGCUGAAUCCCUCUUUGUCAUCAGAUGUGGGACUUUCCUGAGAUCAAACGCACCGCGACAAGGAGCAGUUCAGCUCUGCAGCCUUACAUGGUGAAAAGCCAGACGGCUCUGACCUGAGCCCAGAGGAGAGAGAGAGAGAGAAGAGAGAGAGAGAGAGAGAGAGAGAGACAGAGUGAGAGAAACAUCAAAACUGCAGCGGGCCGGAGAGAAAAACCUUUCUGCUGCCAGUCGCAAGAGAGGGAGAUUAGUUCUCUCCUUGUCAGUGAGGUUAUGGAAACAACAAGAAACGGAAAGAUGGAAAAUGGAUGGUGAUGAAGAUGGCUGCUGUCUCCACCAUCUCUCUGCUCCUUCUCUGCUGCUUCGCCAUCUCCUCCACAGAUUCUGAGGAAGUAUGCAACUUAUACACUGCAAAAGGCAGGACCGUUACGAUGCCGAUGUUAUCCGCGGUGGACCAGCAGGGCUCACUGAGAUGGAUUCACAACGACAAGAUCAUCUUACAUAGAAGAAAAACCUCCUUUAUAACAGGGAACCAGGAGUCACUGACUAAAAAUGGAUCCCUGAUAUUGACAAAUAUCUCGGAGAGCCAAGCUGGGAAAUACACGCCCCAAGCUUUUGAUGUGAAUGGCCUGACAAAAGGGGUUUUUAAAACCACGAAUUUAUGUGUAGUGGACCCAGUCCCGAAGCCUUCGGUGAAGAUAUCAUGUACAAAAUCAGAUGUCACAUUCACCUGCGAGGUUCAAGCAAAGCUGGUCAAAGAUUUAACCUUUGCAUGGUUUCGGAACAAAAAGAAGUUGGAAAAGGAGAAAGGUCCGACUGUGAAGCAAAAGGUGGAUCAGGUGAUGACAGACUCCUUCAGCUGCCAAGUUUCCAACAAGGUCAGCGAUGCGUCCAGUGAGCCUGUUACACAACACUGCAUGGGAAAAACACCCAUUUUCCCUGAAUAUGUAUGGGGAAUAAAUACCUGGUAUAUCGUGGGAGCCGGAGGAGGUCUUGUUUUGUUGCUGAUGAUCAUCGUUAUUGUUUGCUGCAUCCGCACCAAGCGGAGGAAACGCUUGCAACUGAAGGAUGAGGGGGAGCUUCGAUUGGCGUGGACCAACGAACAGCAUCAACACCAGAAUCAACACAAUCAUCCUCCAGAUCAACACCCCCACCACCAUCAUCCCCACCAGCAGCCGGCCGGCCACACCGGUCCUCGCCAGCACCGCCCCAGGCAGCACCGCAACCACCAGCUUCCCAAAACCCCCGACCACCCCAACGCUCAGCCUCAGCCCAGCCCCCGGAAACCUGCACAGGCCCCGAGACCAGCUGCUAAGAUUGAUGAAGAGCAGCCUCCUCCUCUUCCUCAGCCCAGGAAGAAAGCUACCAAAACGGCCAAACUGUGACACCAAGUGAGUGUUGGAGAUUAGAAAUUGUCAUCACCAGCUUUUUCUUCUUUUUCUUUUUUUUUUCUUUUUUUUUUUUUUUUACCCCUAUUGAUGUUUGAUGAAUUCAUUCAGACUCAAACAGGAAACGGAGAUGAAAGACGCUUCACUCCUCUGUGCCUCGGCGUUAAAUGUCAUGAGUUCACCAGAAAAAGUUUGUAUUAAUAUGUUAAUAAUCACUGAAGCAAACUAUGAAACUAUGAAUCUUAUUUAAGUUCAUUAUGCCAUUAAAUCUUGGAUAGCCUUCUUGCAUAACAUUGUUUAAAUAUUAAAAUAUUAAAAUUAAACUUUUAAUUUAACUAUUAAAUUGUCUUUUUUCUCAAGAUAUCAAACCACUAUUUCAUUAUUUCCAUUAAAUAAUUUAAUAAUAGUGGAUAACAAAUGGUGACUGGAACUGUAACCUUGUUGAAUAUUAAUUUUCCUCUUUUUUCCUGUUUCAUUUUUUUCUGCUCUGCUUUGUUUUGUUGUUUCUCUCAAGAAUGACUAGAAAGACUCUGAAGUAUAAAAGGCCAUUAUUGCAAAAUAAUGAGAUAUUACGUUCAUAAUCUCAAACUGAUAUUCAGAGAGUUUUUGUACUUCUGUAUUUUUUUUUUAACUUUGUAAUGUUUUUUAUACUUGAGUUGAUGACAUGUUUGUGUCAGAUAACAUAUAAAUCAUCUUCUCAGGAGGAUGGAUGAAUUAAGUGAGUAUUAACAUGACUGUACUUAACCUGGAAAGGAACGAACAAUAAUGAGCCGAAUGUUAGCAAACUCCCUGAGGAAGACCACGAGGUUCCAGAAAGCUCAGGAAAAAGGCUUGUUAUUGGACCUUUUAGUUCAGGUUUAAAGAUAAACUCCAUGAUCUUGAUGUAUCUGCUCAUCUAACUCGGCAAAAAGCAAAUAAGCAUAAUAAAAGUAAUUUAUUUAGCAUCUCUUCCCACAUAAACGAUUAUCUGGUUACAGUUAUUGUUUUUUUUCCAUCCAUGAUUUAAUUUUCUUUCCAGACAGACUGCAUAGAUUAAUGCAAUUUGAAAGGUUUUUUUAUUGUAAGAGCCGAAUAUUUUCACUGCAGCCUUUUAAUAUCAGUCUUACACAAACUAUUUUUGUGUACAUUUGUAUGCAGUUCUUUGUUGUAACUUUUUGUUUGUAAUUUUGUGUGAAUUAGUUGUUUUUUUUUUACCAGAGACAGGUCACAUUUUCUUCACCUGACAAACUAUAUAAAGAUUUAUCAUUAAUGCUUUAUUUUUGGGAACUGCAGGUUUGGCUCAUGAAAAGACAGACAGGUUAACCUAAUCAUAAUGUGAAUAAAUGUGUUUCUAUGCAGUAAAGAAACAAGGAACCACAUCACAUAUCCCUAUCUAUCUAUAGAAACAACAAUACCAAAGGACUUGCAUUGUAUCCAUCAAACUAACUGCUUUCUUAAUGUAAAAAUGUAAAUUCAAACUGCACACAAUGAAAUAAAUGAUGUCAAUUGUAAUGCGACUUUUCCAGUAAAAUAUAAGCGGGGAAAUGAAUGUU